Lactuca virosa is the source of this 1839-nucleotide messenger RNA. Lineage: Eukaryota; Viridiplantae; Streptophyta; Magnoliopsida; Asterales; Asteraceae. The record is from the annotation of a GenBank genome assembly.
AUGGAAGCUUACAGUCGGGCAGGUUUUCCUUAUGGUGCUGCAGAAAUCUUUUCAUUGAUGCAGCAUAUGGGAUUUGAACCAUGUAGUGCGUUUUGGACAUUUCUUUUGCAAAGAAGUUUAAACAGACAGUGGCUCGAAAAAACAAACUACAUAGUAUUUGGAUUGGGAGACUCUGGUUAUCAUAAAUACAAUUUUGUUGCAAAGAAGCUUGACAAAAGACUUGCAGAUCUCGGGGGAACCAUAAUUCUUGAAAGAGGUUUGGGAGAUGAUCAACAUUCUUCAGGAUAUGAAGGGUCCUUAGAUCCAUGGAUGUCAUCUUUAUGGACCAUGUUAUAUAAUAAAAAUCCAAAAUUCUUCCCAAAAGGUUUAAAUAUUUUUGUGUCUGAUAUGAAGAUAAUUGGUCAACCAAAAGUGGAAAUCACAUAUCUUGACUCGAAUGCAGUACAUUCACAACCUUCAACACAAAUUGAUUUGAAGUUACUUGAGAAGGAUAUAGUGAGGUGUCGGACAAUGUUGUCUGCAAAAAAGUCAAAUGACAAGAGUAAACCCGAUUACUUUUUGAAACUGGUUAAAAAUCAACCAAUAACUAGAGCAAGUUAUGACAAAGAUGUACGCCAUUUGGAAUUUGAGCCACUUUUAUCUACCGAUGAUAAUUUAUCACAAUGUCUUGUAGAGGCUUCCUUAUUUCAAUUUCCCAGCACACUUAGAAGGUUAUUUGCGACGAUGCUGAUUUUUUGUGAACCAGGAAAUGUUCGCAAGUUAUGGGACGACUACUAUGAUUCUCUUUCUGAAGAUUAUAGGAAACAAUAUGGAUGUGUCGAACGAGUGCAAAAUAUGGUCCUCAUUGACAUUAGAGUCUUCCUAGAAUCUAUGAGUAAAAAACUUAGUGAUUACGACCUUCCAAAUGUCAGUUCACACAUCGAUUUACAAUCAAGAGGCUAUCGUGAGGUGCAAGAAGAAUACUCUAUAAAUGUGGAAUAUGAAGACUUACAUGCGCCAGACUCUCUCAAUCUAGACCAGAAGUUUGCAUAUGAUGAGAUAAUGAGGCAUGUGGAUGAAAAUAUUCCGGGUGUGUUCUUCAUAGAUGGUCCUGGUGGAACUGGAAAUACAUUUUUGUACAAAGCUUUGUUGGCCAAUAUUCGUGUCCGUGGUCUUAUUGCACUUGCAACUACCACGUCAGGUGUUGCGGCUAACAACAUGCCACGAGGGAGAACAGCUCAUUCACGAUUUGGAAUUCCCCCCAAUCUUGAUAAUAACUCGAUGUGCAAUAUCACUAAACAAAGCGGGAAGGCUCAGCUACUUCGCGAGGCAAAGGUAAUCAUAUGGGAUGAAGCAGCAAUGGCUAAGAGGCAGGCGGUAGAAGCAGUUGAUCGGACAAUGCAAGACAUCACAGAUGAGAAGCUCUCUUUCGGUGGAAAGAUAAUGGUUAUGGGAGGUGACUUUAUACAAGUUUUGCCGGUCGUGAGACGUGGCACUCGAGCACAAAUUGUGGACUCUAGCUUACAAAUGUCACCUCUAUGGGCUUCAGUUAAAAGGCUUCGAUUAAAUAUCAACAUGAGAGCGGUAAAUGACCCAUGGUUUUCUGAUUUUUUAUUACGAGUCGGUGAUGGAAAGGAGGAAACAUUGGACGAGUCCUUUAUUCGUAUACCUGAUAACAUGUCCAUUUCAUACACUGAUAAAACUAAUUCAGUGGACGCUCUGAUUGAUGCAAUAUUUCCUUCUUUGCAAUCCAACGGCGUCGGUUCAAAAUUUAUCAUUUCGAGGGCGAUAUUGUCAACUAAAACUGAAAGUGUUGAUGAGAUUAAUAAUAAGUUGAUCGAACGAUUUUAUGGCGAGUAA